AUGGGAGACAUUGAAUUGAAUUUGAAUAAGUUAGGGGACUGUGAAAAGUUGAUGGAUGAAGCUGAAAGAGAUGCUGAAUUCUACAGAAUCAUUAAAACCCAACCAAUUUUCCAAAAAAGAAGAGACAUCUUGAAAAACAUUCCAAAAUUCUGGUAUUUGAUUAUAGCAGAGAAUGAUGAUUUUUCAGAUUAUGUUUCUGUUGAAGAUUUGAAGUACCUUGAAUCCAUAUCAGACAUUUAUGUUCAUUACAAGAUUGCUGAUGACAAUGAGUUGAGAGCAAAAGAUUUCUCCAUCACUAUUGAAUUCGAUAACGAAGAAGGUGGUAGACUAGUACCUUCUCAAACCAUUACGAAACAUUUCACCGUCACUAUAGAAGAUGGAGAAGAGAAAAUAACGUCAGAACCUGCUUCCAUAGUAUGGCCAACUGAAUUGGAUUUAAUAAAUCCUCAAUUGAUCAAAUCAGAAUCUAAAAAAACAGGUAAACCUAUAGAUAAAAAGUUGUAUAGAAUGGGGAUGAAAUCUUUUUUUGCAUGGUUUGAUUGGACUGGUGAAAAACCAGGUAAAGAAUUUAGAAAUGGUGAAGAUUUAACUAGAUUAAUCAUCGAUGAUUUGUUUCCUUAUGCUGUAAAAUAUUAUACUGAAGCAUUACCUGGAGGUGAUGAAGGUGAUGAUACUUCUGAUCCUGAAGAACUUGAUUUAAGUGAAGAUGAACAUGAUUCUCAACAAGAUUCUGAAGAUGACCAUGACAAAAAGAAAAGAAAAUUAAACUAA
This is a messenger RNA of Yamadazyma jaroonii, 771 nucleotides long. The record is from the annotation of a GenBank genome assembly. NCBI's taxonomy places the organism in Eukaryota, Fungi, Ascomycota, Pichiomycetes, Serinales, Debaryomycetaceae.